UGACCAAGCCUACUCGACCACCUGCGAUCUGUAGAAAGAAUGAACGGGUAUGCUCUGAUGGAACUCAAUGUGUUCACCGAGAAUGGAUUUGUGAUGGAACUAACGACUGUGCCGAUGGCAGUGAUGAAAAAGAUUGUGGUACCCUUGAUUGCACUAGUUCAGAAUUCACCUGUGCUAAUCAGGUUUGCAUCCCAAAGGGACAAAGAUGUGAUGGCAAAGAUAACUGUGGUGAUGGCAGCGAUGAACGUUCUUGUCCAACUCCAACACCUUUGGCACAGCCUCUGCCACUGAUUAUGAACCAAGGUGGAUCUAAUACCAACAUGCAUAAUUAUACCAUAAGCCCUAAUCAAGUAUGCAAGCCAGGGUACUUUAGAUGUGGUAGCAGCACUACUUGUAUUGCCGACAGCAAAGUAUGCGAUAGUAUUCCACAGUGCCCUCAUGGUGAAGACGAACGCAACUGUAACAUUGAUGAGUGUCUAUCAAACAAUGGUCACUGCUUACAUAUCUGCACCAACACCAAAACCAGCUUCUACUGCUCAUGCAGACCUGGAUACGAACUAAUGGAUGAUCGCAAGAGUUGUCAAGAUAUCAAUGAGUGUGAGAUCCCAGGCAUGUGCAGCCAAACAUGUUUCAAUACUAAAGGAAGCUUCAAGUGUUCUUGCUUGGAUGGAUAUGUAUUGGAACCUGAUAAAAGAAGAUGCAAGGCUCAAGGGCCGCGACCAUACCUGAUGUUCUCCAACCGUAACAGUAUCAGGUUGAUCAUGACAGACGGCAAGGAGUACAAACAGGCUUUUAAGAACUUGCACGAUGCUAAAGCCCUUGGGUUUGAUAUCCAAGAAAGCAUGAUUUACUGGACAGACGGACAGCAGUCUAGCAUACUAAAGGCCAAGCUAGGAUCAAAAACCGUAGUUACUGUCGUAGAAAGAGGCAUGGUCGAUCCUACAGGGCUUGCUGUUGACUGGGUGGGAAAGAAGCUUUAUUGGUCAGAUUCAGGAACCAAUAGUAUUCUAGUGGCGGAAAUGGAUGGCAGAAAUAAGAAGACUCUAAUUACUAGUGGUCUGGACAAACCUAGUUCUCUGGUCGUUGAUCCAUCUGAAGGUACUUUGUACUGGAUCGACUGGGGAUCACCAGCCAAGAUUGAAAGAGCAAGCAUGGAUGGCUCCAACCGUCAGGUCCUGAUCAGUGGAGACCACAUUGAGCGUCCAGCUGGACUGACCAUUGACUACACAACACGUAAACUAUACUGGGUGGACUCGAAGCUUAAGACCAUCAAACACUGCAACUUGAAUGGUUCUGCUAUCCGAGAGCUUGUCAACACAGGACUGAUGAAUCCUUCAGCUGUGGCUGUGUUUGAAGACCAUAUUUACUGGACAGACGCUAAAAGUAUUAAGAAGGCUAAUAAAUUCACAGGCAAGAAUAUGUCUGUGCUGGUGAGCGAUGCCAUGUCGCCACAAGAUGCACAUAUCUACCACCCCCGGAGGCAGCCAUCAGUAACAUCAAGACCGUGUGCCAACGAUAAUGGAGGAUGUUCACACUUGUGUCUCAUAUCAUCUACUGUUAGAGGAUACACCUGUGCAUGUCCUGAUGGCAUGGAUUUGCAGAAAGACAACAAAACCUGUGCUAAAAGCACCCCCAGGACUACCACACCAACAAUAUCGCAAUCCUCAUCAACACCCCUGAAUACCAUACCAACGAUAUCGCCAUCCUCAUCAAAACCCUUGACUACCAUACCAACGAUAUCGCCAUCCUCANUACCAUACCAACGAUAUCGCCAUCCUCAUCAAAACCCUUGA
Messenger RNA from Actinia tenebrosa (Australian red waratah sea anemone), 1793 nucleotides. RefSeq lists its product as uncharacterized. Lineage: Eukaryota; Metazoa; Cnidaria; Anthozoa; Actiniaria; Actiniidae. Gene Ontology annotation, biological process: receptor-mediated endocytosis. Gene Ontology annotation, molecular function: protein binding; calcium ion binding; hormone binding. Gene Ontology annotation, cellular component: plasma membrane; signaling receptor complex; apical plasma membrane. The record is from RefSeq and is a predicted model, not a curated record.